GGCUUUUUCAGAAAGAAAAUCAUUCAUGGGAAGAACCAUUUUAAAGUUUAGCAGUGGAGAGUUUGAAACGGAUGACCACUCGAAAAAUGACCUGAAAAGUAAUGAUAAAUCGGAGUCUUAUGAUGGGCUAGAGCAGGCGGAUUUUUGCGUCACCGAGGAUCUAGUGCGGCGAUACUUUAUGGAAAACGGAGUUCUCCUGCCCUCCACACAAGAUUUCGUAAAAAUUAUCUCAGUCAUAUCUGAUAGCUCAGAGAUUGAAUAUUGUGAAUGGUAAUUAUAGCUCACAAAAAA
Molecule: messenger RNA, 291 nt
Organism: Phytomonas sp. EM1
Lineage: Eukaryota; Euglenozoa; Kinetoplastea; Trypanosomatida; Trypanosomatidae
Source: the annotation of a GenBank genome assembly